Messenger RNA from Kalmanozyma brasiliensis GHG001, 342 nucleotides. RefSeq names its product protein of unknown function DUF1903. Lineage: Eukaryota; Fungi; Basidiomycota; Ustilaginomycetes; Ustilaginales. The transcript has a single exon. The coding region runs from base 1 to 342 and encodes 113 amino acids. The record is from RefSeq and is a predicted model, not a curated record.
AUGUCAGCGCCAUACAAGCCCACCGCAGAGGAAGCAUCCACAUCAUCCGCCUCGUCCUAUCUCUCCUCCUCCCCCUCGUCCAAAACCCAACGCCCGACCUCCUCAUCAAAUGACCCCUCGCAACCGGAAGACUUUAUCAGCGUCAUGUCGCACAAGACCCCAUCCAAGUUUACGGAUCCCUGCGCACACGCCGCCAAGCUCUCGAUGAAGUGCCUCGACGAUCAUGCCUACGACCGGAGCAAGUGCGGCGACGUUUUUAAUCAGUAUAGGGAGUGCAAGAAGGCGUGGAUCAAUCAGAGACGCACGGAUCGGCUGAACAAUCGGCCUGGCGCAUUCGAUUGA